CCUUGUUGACCACCACUCCGUCCCGUCGCUCUUCGAUCCGCUUCGUUGUCGCGACACCAACCAAGUCACGACCGACGGCCCGGACUCCUCUCACUGUUGUUGACUCUCCGACGCUUUCCUCCCUUCCUUGGACAACACACACAUCAUACGGCACUCUACUACUCUCGACGCCCAUUCCGACUUCCACGGUACCUACCUCUACUCAUCCAAGACCAAAAUGUCAUUCCUCUUUGGGAGAGCAAGGACAAGAACCAACGUCAGCGAUCUGCCCCGACAAGCCCGCGAACAUGUCGUCAAGCUCGAUCAGGGUCCCCAGGGAAAGGUGGAGGAGCUGGCCAAAGUACUAUCACAAAUGAAACAGUUACUACAAGGGACCCAUGAACAAGAAGCGUCCCUCGAACACCAAUACCAAUUGGUCACCGGCAUGAUCGAAGAAGACCUCCUGUAUCUCCUUGCCAUCAACCUCUACCGCCUCCCCUUCGACUCCCGAAAAGACACCCAAGUCAUCUUCUCCUACGUCUUCCGCUUCCGCCCACCCAACGCGCCCGCCCGCGCCGAACCGCUUGCCCUCGCCUACGUGGUGGAAAGACGGCCCCAGGUCCUGAUUGAGCUGUGCAAGGGCUACGACCACAAGGAAAGCGCACAACACGCGGGUACCGUUCUGAAAGAGCUCAUCAAGAGCAGUGAGGCCGCCACGGCCGUGAUUCUGCACGACGACGGCGACGAGCCAGGGUCGAGUGCGCGGGGAGUCGGGGCCAUUGAUAGGAACAGGAAGCAGACGGGCAACGGGAUAUUUUGGUCCUUCUUUGACUGGAUAGAUAGGGGCUCGUUUGAAGUGGCGGCUGAUGCCUUUACUACCUUCCGGGAACUCCUCACAAAACACAAAGACCUAGUCCCCCACUACCUCCAAACUAACUUUGACCUUUUCUUCUCCAAAUACAACUCCAUUCUAAUCCAGUCCACCUCGUACGUCACCAAGCGCCAAUCCAUCAAACUCCUCGGCGAGAUCCUCUUGGACCGAUCCAACUACAACGUCAUGACCGCCUACGUUGACCGCGGCGAGCACCUCAAGAUCUGCAUGAACCUGCUCCGAGACGACCGCAAGAUGGUCCAGUACGAAGGCUUCCAUGUCUUCAAGGUGUUUGUCGCCAACCCCCACAAGAGCGUGCCGGUGCAAAAGAUUUUGUUGAUGAAUCGAGAAAAGUUACUGCACUUUUUGAGUCACUUUCUGGAGGAUAGGACGGAUGACGAGCAGUUUAUUGAUGAGAGGGAGUUUUUGAUUAAGCAAAUCAGGAAUAUGCCGCCUACGCCCGUGGUGCCGCAGCGGUAACUAAUUGGUCUGAUUUGUGGAGGGGGGAGCUUGCGGCUUACGAGUAGAGGGGCGG
Messenger RNA from Neurospora hispaniola, 1385 nucleotides. RefSeq lists its product as uncharacterized. The coding region runs from base 218 to 1330 and encodes 370 amino acids. NCBI's taxonomy places the organism in Eukaryota, Fungi, Ascomycota, Sordariomycetes, Sordariales, Sordariaceae. Gene Ontology annotation, molecular function: protein serine/threonine kinase activator activity. Gene Ontology annotation, biological process: intracellular signal transduction. The transcript is spliced from 3 exons. The record is from RefSeq and is a predicted model, not a curated record.